AUGAAACUGGGUCUGUCAGAAAAGGCAACCAAUAUGAUUAAACGUGCCAUUACAGCAUGCUCACUGGAUGCAUAUGUUAUUGCCAAUGUUCCUGGUUUAACUUAUGAGGAUAUGACACCUGGCCAUUAUGAUGAUUGGAUGGCGGUUAGAAGAUACCUUUAUUUACUGCUGACGUUAGUAUCAGUCAGUAGAAUGGUAGAAGCAGUUGAUUUGAAGUAUUUGAGUAAUUACAUUGUGAUGACAUGCGAUGCUGAAUUAGCAUCUUAUGAUGAAAUUGACGCUAAUAGUUUUUUCGAUAAUCGUCAACAAGGAGGACACCUUGAUACUCGGAAACGGGUAAUUAGUGUUGAUUUCAGUCCUAUGGAUGAUGAAGACCUCAAUAGACGCAGAGAACAAAUUCGGUACAUAGAUCUGGUGAUCCGUAAAAUCAUUAGACAACUUCCACUGCCACAUUACAUGUUAAUAAUUACCGGAGACACUACAGGUUUUACCCAUCCUCAUCCUGAUAUAAUGAUGCAAGAGAAUCCUGAACAGUUUGAAAUAUUUAAUGAUCUUGUGAAUGAUCCUGAAAGAGAUACGGAGAAGGAACGGAACCAAUACCAGUAUAGACCUGUUGCCCCACAAUGGAACGAUUUAAAGCCCAGUGAUUCCCGUGUUCAACGGAAUCGCCUUAAGGAUGAAAUUCACAUAUUUGAGUUCAAGGCUUGGGAAGAAAGAGCUGGGUUAUUAUUUUUGGUUCUAUUGGCAGCCUUAGCUAUGGGUGCACUUAAAAGUUUCAAUUGGUAUCGUAAAUACAAAGGCGAAUAG
Lizanozyma spartinae is the source of this 807-nucleotide messenger RNA. It is a transcript of the gene BIG1, whose product is annotated as Big1p. The transcript has a single exon. Gene Ontology annotation, biological process: fungal-type cell wall biogenesis; (1->6)-beta-D-glucan biosynthetic process. NCBI's taxonomy places the organism in Eukaryota, Fungi, Ascomycota, Pichiomycetes, Serinales, Debaryomycetaceae. Bases 1 to 807 code for a protein of 268 amino acids. Gene Ontology annotation, cellular component: endoplasmic reticulum membrane. The record is from RefSeq and is a predicted model, not a curated record.